AGCCUCCAUGUGCCACGUUGAGAAAUUGUGAUAAAACUUUAGACCUAAUUCUCCAUUUGAAGGUGCUUUACAGUCCGAAUUUUUAUCUAGCUAGUACAAAAGAUAAGACAAAAUGUCGGAAUCAAGAACGCCAGCAGAGUCUGUCAAGGCAAUGGGUCCUGAAGAGAUUACGAAGCAGUCCAUACGUAAAGUUGUCUGGGAUUACCUGGAGCAGAAUAACCUGGUCAAUUUCCCACGUCCAGUUUACAACAGGAUACCUAACUUUAAGGGAGCAGCCAAUGCUGCUGAGAAGGUACCAACAAUGGCUGAGUUUAAAUCAGCACGAGUUGUGAAAGUCAAUCCAGAUAAACCACAGGAGAAUGUGCGCUUCCUAACCCUGGAGGCUAACAAGACCUUGUUAGUGCCCACUCCACGCUUGAGGACAGGACUGUUUAAUAGGAUUGUGGUCCCAGAGGAUGCUAACAAGGAAAUGCUGAGGAUUUGUUCCACUACUCAGGGAGUGAGGGAACACAGCGAGCCGAUUGGUCUGGAUGACAAAGUAAAAGUUGACCUUAUUGUUAUAGGGUCAGUGGCAGUGUCCAAGGAAGGUUUUCGUAUUGGUAAGGGCGAGGGUUUUGGAGAUCUUGAGUAUGCCAUGAUGAAAAGCAUGGGUGCCAUUGACGAUAACACCAUUGUCAUUUCGACCGUCCACGACUGUCAGGUACUCGAUAUCCCUGAGUCCCUUAUGACCCCCCAUGAUGUUCAGGUAAACUACAUCGUCACACCAACUGAAAUCAUCAAGUGUGACUGCAAACGUUCCCAGCCAAAAGGUAUUAUCUGGUCUUACAUUACACCCAAGAAGAUGCGACAAGUUGCUAUCCUUAGGCGUCUACGCGUCUUGGAGCGUGAAGCAGGAGUGGACGUAACUCUUAAAGAUGGGGAGGAAUUUGAUGAGACAGCCGAUGAUGGUGAGGAUGAAAAGAGCGGAGAGAAUGAUCGCUACCGCCGUAGACGUCCACCAUUUAAUAGGAGGCGCCGUGCUCCAGGAGGACGAGGACGUCGAAGGCCAAACAGUGAACGAGAUGGAGAAAUAGUCAAUGAGGAGAGAGGUGAGUCAUCAGGCAAUGAAGCAACUCAUGCUGAAGGUGAUCAAGGGCGUCCGCAGCGCAGAAGACGUCCACGACCUCCACGCAGGAGGCGGAGGGCUUCCGAUCGCCGUGAUGAAGGGGAAGAAAAUUCUGAGCAGAAUGUUGAUGAGUAUUCACCGAGAGAGGGUGAUGGUGACAGAGAGAUGCCAGACAAGAGAAGGGGUAAAGGUGGAGAGCGUCGUGCUCCACGCAGAAUGAGAAACAACCCUCGUACCAGGAUGCCUACAAUCUUUGUUGGUAGCAUUCCACGUGCAACUCGUGUCAGUGAACUGAAAACGAGGAUCCGUGAAAUGGAUAUCUUCCCAAUUCGCGUAAUAUGGCAUGGGGCACGUGGAUAUGCAUUCUUUCAAUUCACAAAGCAGGGUGAAAUGGAAACUGCCUUAGACUCUCUCAGAGAAUUUGAAAUCAAUGGCAAGCAGCUAAGAAUAGAAGAAUCCAAGCCAAUGACAAAUCGGUCAAAUAAUUCAUCUGGAGACCGUGGAGACGGGGAUGUGGAUAUCAACGGUGCAGCUGAUGGCAUGCAACAGAUGUCCAUUAAGAAUGAUGAUUGAAGCAAUACUGGAGAUAGGUGGUCGGGAUGCAUGUAGCACUUACGUGCUGUGCCCAAAUAGUGCUAAGGUAUAUAUAUACUGUUAUUUAAAAUCAGCAUCAUUGACCGAUGCCUCCAGUCUCUGUGCCAGGUUAGGUAAGCCUGCAGCAAGUAAUCUUGAUGAUCGUUCAUGUUCAUGGUUUUAAUAAGAGAUGACGUAGGAAGAAACUGUAAUCAUUUAUCACUGACCCUCUGUAGUGAUUGUCACUGUUCCAGUUUUAUGCAGUCAUGGAAAGGAUGCCACACAGUCAUCUUUUGUUUGUAAUGGAAUGAGAUAUUAACAGUACAGACAUGAUUUUUGUCCGAUUAAUUUAUGGUGAAUGGGAGUUUUUCUGAUAACCUUGAUUCAGAACCUGUGAUUCUAGACUGAAAUUGACUGAAAUGUGCACUAGUCCCCGAGGGCAGUCGUGAAACCUGUGACAGGCUAAAGACACAAUUGAUUUUUCACCAUUUCAUGGUAAAAGUGUUAAUUUGGAAAAAAGUUGUUUUUGGAGAGCAAGAUUGUUCUAAAGGUCACAAAGAAGGAAAUUGUUGUUGCUUUUGAUUAAAAUCAUAUUCAUUGAAAUGUUUGACACAAAACAAUUUCAUUUCUCAUGUUUAUUUCUCAUGGGUUUGUGUUUCAACUUUAAAUCCCUCUUUAGUUUACGAGACAGCUUCUCAUUGAUUGCAUAUUAGCUGCAAUGGUUUUGAUUGGUUGAACCCUUUGGCCUGUAACAUUUAAGUGGAUUGGAUGUUUGAUCAGCUCCUAAAAAUACAGUGAAUGUUUUUUUAUGUAUGCAUUAUGUAGCAGCUAAUGAUAUUGAUCAGCAUUACUACAAUAUAGCUGUACAAAAUGGACAUCUGUAUAUGUCCAAGUUUGGUUCUUAUUGAUCUUCUGGUGUUUGAGAAAUCAUUUCCUAUUUUUUAAAAUGGCUGACUUACUGUAAAUCAUUUAAAUUUUGCGUGGGAUUUAUCUCCGGGUUAAUAUGCGAGGAAAGUCAUGCUAUUAUUUGUAAAAUAAUUCUGUAUGGUAUCUUUGUUGAUUCGGUAACCAUUUUUGAAGUCUUAAAGAGUGUAGGUGUCUAAUAGCUCAUGAUUCGUGAAUUUAAAGUCAAUUCCAGAUCAGCGUUUGUGAAAUCAUCUAUCUGCAAAUAAGGUAAAAGAGGUAAAUCUGGGAAAUAAAGAAUUUGCUAAAUCAAAGUGAUUUACAGUAAUUUGAAAUGCCAUAUGAAGCAAUUUGUAGUAUUGUGCCUCAAAAUGCAAUCAAAUCCUGAUUGUGAGUUUAAGCAGUUAUGCAAACCCUUUCAAUGAACUAACUGUGUCUUAGGUGUUUUGUAGUCUGGAUAUUAAGAGUCCUAAUCAUACAUGAAAGUGUAUUAGUGAUUCUAAUUGCAGGACUUACAAACUAUUGGAGGUUGUUUUGCUAAAUGUUGUUGGCAAGAGCUAUUUAUGUUAGAAAUAUGUGAAGCACCUUUUCGUCUGACUAUUUUGAUUUCAUUUUACUGUCUAUAAAAUGUCAGUAGCAUUUUUGAUACUUGAAAAUGAGUGCUUUUUGUAAGGAUUAUCAUCAUAAAGGGACAAUGUUAUGGAAAAUCAAGUGGAAUCUAUAUGAAAUACACAAUAUUAGAUGUAUCAGUAUUGAUGAUAUGUGGUGGUCCUUUCACUACAAUAUCUACUAUGGCUUUUUUGUUCAUUAUCCUUGUGGUACAUCAUAGAAGGAGUUAUUCUGGAUAAAAAUAUCUCUGAAAGAGGUCUUAAAAACAAAGUUAUGAACACAUUCACAUUCAAAAUGACUGUUAUUUAACUGACAGGACUUUCAACAGUAACUAGCUUAAAUUAUCAUCUCACUAUGAUCUUUAUAAUGAUUGAAACAAUGAAUUACACGUGUGAGAUUUUACUGACCAAAGUUACACAUGUACCCUGUAGUUCUGAUUAGAAAAAAUAAGUAUGCUGUUUUUCACUUCCUGUGUUUAAUCAAAGAAAUUAUUUCUAAGAUUUCUUUAAAUGUACUACUUGCUCUACUUUAAUUCUGAAGCGGAUAUCUGAGGCUUGUUUUUGUUUUUUUUUCAUGGCCAUAGAAUCCAUGUUGUUGUAUAGAAGAUGUUUAAAAGUAGCCGGGUUGGAGCACUUUGUUUUGUCUCUUUGAUUGAUAUUCAUAUAAGUAGAGGAUAUUUUAGCUCAGUCAAGAAAUAAUCCAGUUUCCCUGAGUGAUAUGGUACAUAAUGUACUGUUACAUUUAUGACAACAGGUUUUAAGGCCUAACACUUUGUUUUGGAAAUGAGUUCAGGUAUUUCAAAUUUACAGUAACAGCAGUCCUGCUGCCUGUCUUGGAAGUGAAAUAGUUUUAAAUAAGAAAUGCAUUGUCAAGGCCAUUUUUAGACUGUUACUAUACAUGUCAUAUCAAAUUAGCAUUAUCAGGGGAAAGCUGAAAGAUGUUUAACGGUCAAAAGGGUUUCAACCACCGAAGCAUAUAUACAUUUAACAUGUAUUGUGUUAAGUAUUAAAUUAUUUGAAUGGAUGCUUCAUAAAAAUGGAUUGAAAAGGAAUUUCUACCGUACAGCUUUCAUAUAGAUAUAUACACCCAUUUUUAUGCUUAUUUUUCAACAUGUAUAUAGGUUAUACAUAGAUGUGUUCAAGGUUGGACAUAAUUAUUUAGUUAUCAAGUGUGUGCAGUGUCAUGAUUCGUGAAUGCAUCAAAAGAAAAAAAAUCCAUCCAUGAAUUGAUCUAAUAAUCUUAACUUUCAACAUAUCGAAGUCAGAAAUUAGUGAGUAGUUUAAGGUUAUAUGCUACCUUUAUCUUCUUUCCAAAAGAGUUCAGUGCUGAAAUAUAUCAGAGUUAUAUAUUUGAGAAUGUCAAUUUGGACAAAUUCAAUUUGCAUGAGAACAUUGCAGUUGAAAUCAGAAGUGCAAAAAAGUAUUGACAUUGAUAAAAAAAAAUAUGUUCAAGGGAGACAACCCCAACUCAAUUUGCAUGGGAGCAUAUAACCUAAAUGUCAGCAGUUACCUUCUAGCAACAAAUAACAUGCCUUCAUCCUUAUGUAGAGUAAAAAGCGCCUCUCAGAAAUCUUCAAAAGCAAUCCUGUUUUCAGCUUAACAUUAUAAAGUAGCAUUAUCUGCCAAAGAAAUUGUCAACUAUGCAAUUGGAUCCCAACAAGUGCCACUUAUCUUCUUUAUUUAGGAAAAAUGUUGGUCAAAUCAAAUUCAGCAACAUUGUGAAGAUGAAAUGCAAAAAAUUAUAAUAAAAUUGGUGAUUUGGUCGUAGGGUUGGAAGGCGGUGAUUUCUCAGUCUUUAGAAUGUUGAUUUAUUAAAGAUGGGUUUCUUGCUGAUUUUCUGGCUUUCUGUCUUUUCAGAAGAAAAUAAAUCACCAUUGUCAAAUAUUCAGGCAUAAAAAAAGAGAUUGGCAAACAGCGGAUGAUAGUUUUAUGAUUAGAUAAACUUCCUUACAAGGUAGUCAUUUACAUACCAUUGCCUUAAUGUGCAUUAAUACAGGACAAAUUGAAACAUUUUUCACCUUUACUUACUAGGUAUAAACUAACCUGAAGCAUAUUCAGGUUUUUUGCCUUAAUUUUUUGAUAGUAAGGAAAGUUCAUAAACUUUUUGCUAGUGGAAAAAUCAGACGUUUUGGCAUACGUCUGUAUAACAUGUUUCCUUGAAUCAGCUGAAACCCAACUUUUAUAAAAAAAACUUCGUUAACCAAUAAUUCAGAAUUGAUGACUGUGUUUGUUGUUAUUCCAACCCUGUAUAAUUGAAAUGACCGUUGAUUUGUGCUGUGUUGUAUAUUGAUUUAAAAACAAGUUACAAAGAAAUUGAAUUCCCUUUAAAAAAAGUUAUGAAAUUCUAUGAGGUUGUGACUCGAGAAAGCAUGACUGCAAUAUCAUAGUUUAUAGAUAUAGUUUUUUAUUAAUCAAUAAUGAUUUAAUAAUAAAACAAUGCAUUGUCAUUAUUGAA
Ylistrum balloti is the source of this 5644-nucleotide messenger RNA. Its product is annotated as methenyltetrahydrofolate synthase domain-containing protein-like. The transcript has 7 exons. Gene Ontology annotation, cellular component: cytoplasm. The coding region runs from base 113 to 1678 and encodes 521 amino acids. NCBI's taxonomy places the organism in Eukaryota, Metazoa, Mollusca, Bivalvia, Pectinida, Pectinidae. The record is from RefSeq and is a predicted model, not a curated record. Gene Ontology annotation, molecular function: RNA binding.